Messenger RNA from Phlebotomus argentipes, 1802 nucleotides. RefSeq names its product BUD13 homolog. The record is from RefSeq and is a predicted model, not a curated record. Gene Ontology annotation, molecular function: RNA binding. Bases 92 to 1738 code for a protein of 548 amino acids. Gene Ontology annotation, biological process: mRNA splicing, via spliceosome. NCBI's taxonomy places the organism in Eukaryota, Metazoa, Arthropoda, Insecta, Diptera, Psychodidae. Gene Ontology annotation, cellular component: U2-type spliceosomal complex; RES complex. The transcript is spliced from 2 exons.
UAUAACCCUACUUUUUGUUGGCUGGAAGUGAAGUGUCAAAUUCUGGCGGUGGGUUUGUUUUUCUUACGAUUUUCUUACUUUUUUCACUGAAAUGACCACCAAGAUCAAUCAGAAGGAGUAUCUUAAGAAGUACCUCUCCGGAGAUGUGGGCGCCGAGAAGAAGAAAAAGAAAAAGAAGCGACCUGUUGUUGGGCAAACCGUGAAAAUCAUCGAUGAUGAUGUGGACGUUUCAAAGAUGGAACAGUUCAGGGAGAAUGACCUGGAAUUGUUCACCACCGGAGAAGAUGCGCCACAGGUUGUUGGAGUAAUUGAUGAGCGUCCGCCAGAAUUGAGAGCUUUGGACUUCAAGAACAACACCAAGUGGAAAGUCAUCAGCGAUGACAAUGGAUAUGAAUCCUCAUUGACUAUUCAACAGCUGGACAGAGAAUCUGGUCGGGUUGAGAAGUCGCACACAAGCAAACAUUCAGUGUCGAAGAAGAGGAGAAGCAGCACGGAUUCGUCUCCUGUUCGCCGAAAGAGAACUCCGGAUUUGUCUCCAGAGCGUCGCAGAAGCCGAGAUUCAUCUCCAGAUCGACGGAGGAAGAAGAGUCCUGAUUUAUCUCCAGAUCGACGGAGGAAGAAGAGUCCUGAUUUAUCUCCAGAUCGACGGAGGAAGAAGAGUCCUGAUUUAUCUCCAGAUCGACGGAGAAGGAAGAGUCCAGAUUUGUCACCAGUGCGCAGAAAAAGAAGUCCUGAUUUGUCUCCCGCGCGUCGAAGGAAGAAGCAUGGAAGAGAUCUGUCUCCAGCUCGUCGAAGAAGUCCUGAUCUGUCGCCGAAACGUAGAGGUUCUCCAGAUUUGUCUCCCGUAAGAAAGAGAUCAGACAGACGAGAUGACUUGUCGCCUCCGCGGAGAAGCAGGCAAGAAUCCGAUUACAAGCGUAGCAGAGAGUCUUCGAGCAAGAGAAGAAAGGAUUCCUCUAAAUCCCCUGAGAGAAGGCGUAAACGAAGAACUCCAGAUCUUUCUCUUCCGAGGAAAAGACACAGUCCAGAACCUUCAUCGUCGAGAAAAAAGUCUCCUGAUCUUUCUCCCAAGAGAAGGAAAAGUGAUCGAGAUCCUUCUCCUGACGGGGGUAAAAUGAAGAAAACGCUGGAGGGAAAGACCGCAGGUCUGCAGGACGCAAAGUCCUUACGGAUAGAGAGCGACAAGAUCAGGAAGCGCGACGCUGAGGCGUUUAGCAAGAUGAGCGAUGAGAUGUCUGGACGGAAUGCCACUAUGGUUUUGCGGGACAAGAGAACGGGCAGAAUCCGUGAUCUGGAGAAAGAGGCGGAAAAGGAGCGCGCCAAGGAGCGCAAGGAGCAGGAGAAGAAGGCGGUGUACGAUCGCUGGGGCAAAGGGACGAAGCAGGUGGAGGAUUUUCGACAGAAAAUAGAGGAAGAGAGCUACGAAAUGAGCAAGCCACUGGCCAGAUACUCCGACGACGCGGACCUGGACAAUUAUUUGAAGCAGCAGGAGCGUGAGGGCGAUCCCAUGCUGGAGUACAUUCGUCAGAAGGAGCGCGAGAAGAGGCAGGACAGCAAGGUGCCCACUGUGCCUGUGUACAGAGGUCCAUAUCCGGAGAAUAGGUUUGGGAUUCGGCCUGGGUAUCGAUGGGAUGGGGUGGACAGGUCGAAUGGCUUCGAGAAGAAGUGGUUCGACAUGCAGAACAAGAAGAAGGCCAUCCAGGAGGAGGCUUAUCGCUACAGCACGGAGGAUCUAUAGACUGGCCGUACAAAUGGAGAAGUUUAUGUGUGGCAAAGUGUGAGAUUACACGCUAAUAAAUUAA